GCCUCCUCCUGGCCGCCUGUUGCUAGGCAGGCCCGGACGCAGCUGCCGUGGUUUCCUGCCCGCUCGGAGGCGGCUGGUGGCGGGACGCAGCUCGGUGUCCCGCCUGCCCCUGCCAUGGAGGGUGACAAGAGAAGAACCAAAGAAGAUACCUGGAAAGCAGAAGAACUUAAGAAGCACCUCAGGGCAUCACAACCAGAUAGUCAAAAUGAAGACCAAAAGCACAACGAAAAGAAACUGCACAAAGAGAGGUCUUUUCAUGACACAGGCACUCAUAAACAUGAACACAGAGACAGAGGAAAGAGUAAGGAAAGAAUGAGAGAGAGGUUCAAGUCAGGUGAAAGAGACAGGGAUAAAAUGAGAGAGAGAGAAAGGGGAAAUGAGCACCAGAGAGAAGGUGACCAAGAGAGACACAGAGAUAAACAUCGAGAGUCGAGUUUGCAGAAGGAGAGAUACAGUGUACCAAAAGAUAAAGACAGGGAGAGCAACAGAGAACGAGACAAAGCACAUAAAAGACAUGAGAUGAAGAAAACAGAUACACAAAAUAAUCUGAAGUCAUUUGAAGGAGAAGAUAAAGAACAUCACAGAAGAAGAGAAAGCAGACAUCACUGGGAGGAGGAAAAAAUGAGAAGUGAAGCACGAGAAAGAAGGCAUACAGAAAAGAAGGAUAAUGGUGCCAAAAAGAGCAUUGACAAAUUUUUAGCCUACCAAUGUGAAGAAGGUGAACGUGUACACAAGUUACAGAAAGAUCAAGAGCUGGAUAAAGAAAGAGAAAGAAGACACAGAGAAAAAAAAGAACAUUCUGCUAGGCCAGGGAAAGAGAGAAGUCAUAAACAUUAUGAAAAGCAGUUGGAAGAAAAACAUAAAUCAAAGAGAUCUAAAGAGGGAUCUUCCCAUGGAGACAGAGAAGAGCAACCAGCAGAAGCUAAUGAGAGAUUAAAAAGUAGAGAAAAUGAAAGAAGGAAGCGAAAUCUAGGGAGCAGUGAUUACAAAAAAGAGGAUGGGAUUGAAGAAGAAAUGACCCAUCAGCAUGUAAGGAAUGUAAAAGAUAAUGGAAAAUUCACUGAGAAAGAGGAAAAGGACACAAAACAAGAGGAAAAGAAAGAUAAAAGCAUCUAUAAUUCAAGCCUGGGAUCUGAUAACUUGUCAGUAAAUUAUGAAGAUGAUUUUGAAGACUAUGAGGAUGAUUUUGAAGACGAUGAAGAUAACAGUGAUGAAGAAGGAGAUGCAGAAGAAAACCAAAGAGAGAUUCCUUUUCCCAGAACAUCAGAAAUUGAAGAAAUUCAAAAAGCAAUUAGUGCAGAAAAUGAUAGAAUUUGUACUUCACUGCCAAAGAAAACUGAUGAUGAAAAACAAGAACCAACCAUGGAAAGGCAACACCCUUCUGUCAAGAACUCUUUUUGUGGGAUAUUCAUGGAUUUUCAAAUGGCAAACCAACGGCAAAUUAGCCGAAUUCUGGCUAGUAAACAGAAAAAACGGAGUUCGGAACUUCUCCCACUGAUUGAUCUGGACUUCUCAGUUAGUUUUCCUCUGUUGGAUUUGCCUCCUGUAAAUGAAUAUGACAUGUAUAUCAGGAAUUUUGGGAAGAUGAACACUAAGCAGGCAUAUGUUCAGUGUAACGAGGACAAUCUUGAGAGAGAUGUUCAGACUGAGGAAAUUGAGACGUUGGAUAAAUGGACGCAGCAUCCAGGAGAGGGCGCCCUUGUGUCUGGAGGUUCUGUGAACAACCAGGUUAUGUCAGUGAAUGGAAAUCUAACACCUAAAAUUGAUUCACAAAGAUUAGCAAAUUUCCUCCAGUCUGCUUGCCAGGUGAUUGCUGUCUUGCUAGAGGAAGAUCAAGCUGCAACACAACCCGGGUGGAAACCAAGAUCUCGGCAAACCAGUCUGUCUAUUAGUGAUAGCUGUUUCCAGUUAAAUACUAACCAGCCAUUCCUCCAUGACCGAAAAGUAUCCUGCCUGUAUGUCUCUCAAGUUCAGAGGCAGACACUGCUUUCUGUUCAUGGAUUACCUGAGAAGGCAGGUGUUGACUUACUCAACAAAAAGAGCAUCAUCUGUGUUUGGAACAUCUGGCAGCCCUCCAGUCCUCAGAAAGUUUUAAUAUGUGACUCAGAGGUGAUUUGUUGCUGUUUUAGUCCCAGUAAAACACCAUUAGUUUUUGCUGGAACAGUAGAUGGCUCAUUGUUGGUGUGGGAUCUUCGAGAAGACUCAAGAAUGCAUCCUCAUGUGAUGAUGAAUGAAAGUGACUGGGCAUUUAGAGUUCCAACAUUUUCCACUGAUGGCAUUCUAAACUCAGUAAACCACACCUCUCCUAUACUAGCAGUGGAACCUGUCUCAACCUCCUCUCUCUACGCUGAUUGGAAUUAUGGCCUCUCCAGUCUCUCUGAUCAGCAGGAUAUGUCAGGCCCUCCCUUUCAGAUAGCAUCAAUGGAUGAGAAUGGAAUCCUCAAUAUGUGGGUAGUGGUGGAGUUGCAAAAAGUGGAUUUAGCUGGUUCACAGACUGAUUUAGGUUUAAUUCCUGGAGGGAAAGUGAAGCUAGUGCAUAGCUCUACUAUGGAAUUGAGUAACAGCCUCUUCCCAAAGGAUGUGCGCCAGAGAAUGCCCCAGACACUCACUCUUAAAUUUCUGCCUUCUAAUCCUAAUCAUUUCAUUGUUGGAACAAACAUUGGGCUGGUAGGCCACAGGACAAGACAUGACUUGAAGGUUUUUCCAAAGCUAUUCAGACCUCAAGAAAGUGGACUGAGAUCAGUAAGCGUCACCGCCAUUGAUUUCUUCCCUUUUGGAAAACCACUCUUUUUGGUUGGCUGUUCAGAUGGAAGCAUUAGAUUACACCAGAUGACAUCAGAGUAUCCACUCAUGCAGUGGAAUGACAGCACAAAGGGGCAGCCAGUUAUUGCCCUGCAGUGGGCUUUAACCAGACCUGCUGUGUUUUUUGUCCUGGAUGCAUCAUCAAAUAUUUACAUUUGGGACCUCCUGGAAAAUGAUCUGCUGCCUGUGGCAAAGCAGCCUAUUCCAUCAGAGAACAUUCUAAGCAUGGCUCUGUUGGGAGAACCAGAAAAAACAAAUGGGUUGUUAGGCAUUGUGCUGGCCAAGGAAUCUGGGCAGAUGGACAUUCAGUACGUUAAGAAGAAGUGGGCAGUACCUCAGCCUGAUGAAUCUGAGAAGCUGCAUUCGAUUUUAUUGCAGUCUGUUUAGAAGCAGUGCCUCUGUCUGGCUGUAACAAGUUAGUGCAAAACAGUUCCAUUCUUUCCCACUGCACUUAGAUCUGACAUUUGAAUUUGUACAGUAACUUGUAUAUAUGUUAAAGAUCAGCAACAGACUGUUUCAGUUCUAUGUUUUACCUUUAAAAGGCCAGAACCAAAUGUAGCAUUGUUGUACUGAAGAAGAUGAUGGAUUGUAUUUCAUUAUGUAAAGUACUCUGGAUGUAGAUAUAGUUUGUUAAAAAUACUGAAGAUAUAUUCCUAUAAAUUACACUGCUGUUGGUUUUUGUUCUGUUCUGAAGUGAUGGCAAGCCUUUGGUGAGCAUUAGGUUGUGCCUUUAUAUAAGGAACCUGAAUGGAUGGAGACUUCUCUCUGGGCCAUUUCCAUCCUAGGUAAGGCUCUCUGUGAGAGAGAAUCCAAAUUUACAUCACACAAAAUGGCUUAGGUUGGAAGGGACCUAAGAGAUCAUCUCCUCCAACCUCCCCACCAUGGGCAGGGACAUCUCUCAACUAGACUUGGCUGCUGAAGACUUCAUCCAGCCUGGCCUUGAACACCCCCAGGGUGUUCCUCAACCCACUAGGCUGCCCACAACCUCCAUGGGCAGCCUAGUCCAGAGUCUCACCACCCUGGUACAGAAGAACUUCUUCUGUGACCCAGUCUAAACCUACUGUCCCUCAGCUUAAAACCAUUCCCUCUUGUCCUGCUGCUAUCUUACUUUGCAAAAGGAGUCCUUAAGCUGUGCACUGCCUGUUUGGAUCCAACUAUGCAAACAAUGUGCUUGUGAGAUUUUCUGAAAUUCCAAAUCCUUGGGAAUUUCUCAUAUAAACCAGAAAACGCUGACCUGUUUAACCCUGCAGAUAAUUUCCAAAGCUUUUGUAAUGAGAAGUAUAGCUGGCUACAUUACUCAUUUUUUUUGUGCUAUUGAUGAAGUUUGUACCCAGACCAAGCAUUGAAAACGUCUUUAAAUUCAAUAAGAAACUGUCAGGUAGAAAGUCAUACAGAAAACAAUGAGUGAGCACGGAUUUGAAGGGGAAAAAUACAACUGGAAGAUAAUGUGGUUAGAAUUUAUGUAUAUAAAUAUAUUUUUGAUAUAUAUACUGAAGAUAAAGACCAUCUCCUCCUGAACCAGAUGAAAGUAAGUUGUAAAUUCAAAUGAACUAGUUGUAAACGUUUGCUUUGUAAAGUGAACAAACUCAAAGUGGCCACAGGGUGGCGCCAACUCACAGCAGUUAACAACUCUACCUCGGUGAUGAACCUGUUGCAGUCUACCGCACAUUGACCUCUCCUCAGAAGCAGCGGCUGUAAUCCAGACAGCUCGAAGUGGCAGAGAGAGACCAUUUUUGCUGUCCUAACUUGCUAAUCAGCCAUAUAAUUUAUUUUUAUAUGCAUAAAUAAAGUUUCUCAAAGUGGAUGAGUAAAAUACAAAAUGCAUCUGGAAAAUCUA
Molecule: messenger RNA, 4639 nt
Organism: Pogoniulus pusillus (Red-fronted tinkerbird)
Lineage: Eukaryota; Metazoa; Chordata; Aves; Piciformes; Lybiidae
Gene: DYNC2I1
Product: dynein 2 intermediate chain 1
Exons: 24
Coding region: 115-3189 (1024 amino acids)
Biological process (GO): intraciliary transport
Cellular component (GO): cytoplasmic dynein complex
Molecular function (GO): dynein light chain binding; dynein heavy chain binding
Source: RefSeq, a predicted model, not a curated record